CAUUGCUGGCAUUUUCCACAUUCUGCUCGGGACGCUGACUUAAAGGAGGUUUUGCUCCAGCGCUGGGGUUGCAUGUGCAAAAUUUACCAAGGGGGUGUCAGGAAUUUCAAUCUUUGCUUCCAAAACAGACUGGCAGCAUGGGGGUCGAUGCGAGGAAGGCUACGCACUCUAUUUUCUAGCAUCUUCACUUUGAGACUUGGGACAUACAAGAGGCCGUAAAGUCUCCUCCCGCCUAACUCUCGCCACGGAGUGACAUGCAAACGGUCGUUGUGCGAAAGUCGCUUGGCUCAGGGAAAAUCUUCCACACUGGUGCUGUCUGUGGGAAUGCCUGAGGGAAAGUAAACGGGAUUAUGUUGGCCGCGACGUUCACGGCGGCACUAAUUUAUCUCACGGUGCAAAAUAGCGGUGCCUUGGCUUUGGGCACUGCAUGCUGGAACGAGAGGUUGACACGGGCGGGCAGACACGGCAGUUGUGUUGUUUCGCAGCCUUUUCUGAUCUUCGGCCAUGGUAAAGCCAUACACAGGAUGGACCUGGACGGGAAGAACCAGAGACGCCUGGUGGCUGGGGUGGCAUCUUCCAUCUUGCUUGAUUUCCAUUUCCGUGAAGAACGAAUCUACUGGGCAGACAAGCACGCUGGAAUCAUCUACAAGAUGUCCGUGAGAGGCUUGCAAAGAGAGAAACUUUACUCAUCUGACAAACACAUCUCUGGCCUUGCGGUGGACUGGAUUCGGAAUGCCGUGUACUGGACGAGCAGGGAAAAGGGCAAAAUCAAGACGAUGGAUACAAACGGCAAAAGUGAAAAGACUCUUGUGAGGCACUUGACUCAGCCUAGCUCGAUUGUCAUCGACCCCACUAAAAGGUUUUUGUUUUGGCUAUCUGGUGGAAUGAUCCCAGGCGUCCAUCGGUGUGAUGUUAUAGGACAAGGUAAAGUGAGGCUGAUUAAAACCUUGCAGCAGUUGAAGGCACUGUCCAUCGACCACAGAGACAGAAGAUUGUUCUGGGUACAGUUUGGUCUGCAAGAAGAAAGUGCCAUCGCCUCCUCAGACUAUAACGGCAAAGCCCUACACAUCAUAGAUCAGCCCCUUCAGUCCGAUUCGCUGAGAAUAACACUUUUCUACAAGCAUGUGUAUUACACUGACGCUGCGUCCCGAGCAAUAAAAAGAGUCAACAAGUACACAGGCGGCGAGGGUUUUCACGUCAACUUAAAACAAAUGGCAAAGGUCCCAGUUGAUAUCAAAGUGGUUCAUCCUGACAAGCAGCCAACGGCCGACUCGCCAUCACUGCUUCAAGGAUGUGAUGAACAGAGUGGAAACUGCAUCAAUGUGUGCUCAAGUACAGCUGAGCAGGGAGUUUGUAAGUGCAGCGGAGGCUUUGCUCUCAGUAAGAAUGGCUUCUAUUGUGAAGAUGUGAAUGAAUGUGCCCACUGGAACCAUGGUUGCUCUCUUGGCUGUGAGAACACCCCAGGGUCUUAUUUCUGCACUUGUCCCAAUGGAUACACCCUUCUACCGGAUAAAAAAACAUGCAGAGAGAUCAUAUCCUGUGAAGGCAACACCACUGAGUGUGGUCAUGGUUGCCUAGCAACUGAUGAGGGGCCCGUAUGUGUUUGUCCAAAGGGUUCUGUAUUAAACGAAGAUGGACAGGCUUGUACAGGAUGCUCCUCCGCAGACAAAGGAGGCUGUAGUCAGCUGUGCAUUCCUAUCUCCCCUACUAGGUGGCUAUGUGAUUGCCUGCCUGGCUAUCAGCUCCAUCAAGAUGGCAAGCGCUGCAUUGCCUCUGAACCAUCACCAUAUCUGCUUGUUGCCACUCUGGUGGCUGUGCAGACAAUAAACAGUGAUGGCACUGAGGGCCAAACCCUUGUGGAUGAGCCCAGAGGACCAAUUGGAUCUUUGGACUAUGACCCAGUGUCAAACCAUGUGUACUUUGCCAGCACAUCUCAGAAAAUCAUCGAACGGGUUCAUAUGAAUGGCGGGUCCAGACGGAGCCUUGUUACCGACGGUCCAGACUCGAGUAACGGGCUGGCUGUCGACUGGAUCCAUCGCAAGAUUUACUGGACUGUUACGAGAAAGUCAGCAGUGGUCAGCAGUACCUUGGAUGGACUCAAUGUGACAACUGUAGUAAGCAGUGGACUCGACAAGCCAACAUCCAUCACAGUUCAUCCUCUGGAAAAGAAGUUGUUCUGGGCGGAUAUCGGACAUCAACCUAAAGUGGAAAGCUGUUCUUUAUAUGGGACGGACCGCACAGUGAUCGUGAAUACCAGCCUGGUGUCACCCGGAGGUCUGACUAUUGACUUCGCAGAUAGUCGUUUGUACUGGUGCGACGGAGGCAGGGUAGAGACGUGCGCCCUGGAUGGUUCUAAGCGACUGAUCUUGCUAGAGAACCAUGUAGGCCAACCAUUUGACCUGGCCGUGUUCGAGGACAGGCUAUGGAUGGUGGAUAGGGAGCACCAGCAGCUGAUGAGCGUCCACAAGCGAACGGGGAGGGAACUGCAACGUCUCCUUGGUGACCUGGUCCAACCUGCGUCCCUUGUGGUGGUGCAUCCGCUUGCUAAACCAAAUACAGCAAGGUUAGACAACAAGCCUGUGGUUGUGACAUCAGUCCCAGACAAAGCACUCAACGAUGAAAGCACACCGCAAAUGGCAUUGAACAGAACUGCCCUGGACUCGGAUUUUGAAGCGAAGACAUUCACAGACAAGAUGGUGUCAGGCGAGCGCAAGUGUUAUUCGGCAGAGCCGUGCGGUCCAAACGCCAAGUGUCGCGUGAAUGCCGGCAGCCCGACCUGCUCUUGUCUCGAAGGUUUCAUCGGUGAUGGACACAUGUGUGUGGAUUCACAAAAAAUGCCGCCAUCGAUGACGACCAGCCACCCUGGAAACUCUGUUGAGAGUUGUCCCUCCACCCAUGAGUCAUACUGCUUGUACCAGGGCAUCUGCUUCUACUUCCCUGAGGUGGAGUCCUACGCCUGCAAGAAUUGCCAUUUUGGGGGAACUCAACGUUCCAACAGUACUCCUCCACCAAGUUGGAAAAGAUUAUGCUUGACACCAAUUUCACCAUUGGACAAACUGGUGUUACAAAUGUGUCAUCCCAUAACUAAAAUAAUUGUAAUGCCCCAUCCACAAAAUUAAACAAAGUGUGACAUUUUGGCUUGAGGUAGCUGUUCUGGCGAAUUAUCGUACUUUGACCAACUUCUACUAGAGCAUUUGCCCAAAUCAAAAGCUCGAAUCUUCAACAGAUGAGCAAUACGGAGUCAGCCAAAUUGGUAUGAAGGAAUUUUAGAAUAGGCCUCUCUGGCACACGUAAUUAGAUAGCUUGAGCUAUGCCAUUAUCUUGCUGUGCCCCUUAUCUUGCUUUCACUAUCCUUCCGUUCUUUAUGAAACUCUUUGCCCAUAUACAUAUUAGAUGAUUUCCGUUAAGACUGCAAGGUCACACAUUAUCACACAGGCUAGGCAGUAUCGUCCUCUUGUAGGUGGCCGGCCAAGAGUAUACGUACUGGAGGUGGGGGUUAGACCUUCUUCCGCAAACUCGCAAAAAAGGCUCCACGGCCAUGUCUCAAUCUUUCGGGCACACAUCCAUUUUCCAUACCGCUUGUCCCCACGGGGGUCAGGGGCAUGUUGGAGCCUAUCCCAGCAGUCAUCGGGCAAUAGGCGGGCAGUUGACACCCUCAACUGGUUGACAGCCAAUCACAGGGCACGCAUAGAAAGAACAACCUUUCGCACUCGCACCAAUGGGCGAUUUUGGGAACGUGGGUAAGAAACCGGGGUACCCAGAGAAAACCCACGCGAGCACGGGGAGAACAUGCAAACUCCACACUGGGAGGGCCAGAGCCGAAAUCGAACUCGCAGCCUCUGAACUGUGAGGCAGACGUGCUAACCAAUGCUCUACAUGUCGCUCCUUUCUGGGAUACAUUGAAUAAUUAAACUGAGAAUGCAGCCUCCUAGUGAUUACUGUUAGCAUAGUGAGCAUUGAAGAUAAAGUACUGGCUAAAUAUAACAGAAGUCAUUUGUGGCAAAUUCCAGGGCUUAAGUCCAGCUCGGGAAUUCGCCAUAUGAACCCCAGUCGAGAGCAAAAAAAAUAGCGGUGCCAAAUUUAAGCACAAUAAUCAACACAUUGUUCAUUCAAAAGCUGUCUGACAGUGUUAGCCAGGUAUUAUCAUCACAGCAAAAGAUAGUACUAGUAAUGGGUUGCUCAACGGUCA
Syngnathus typhle (broad-nosed pipefish) is the source of this 4189-nucleotide messenger RNA. RefSeq names its product epidermal growth factor (gene egf). The coding region runs from base 351 to 3119 and encodes 922 amino acids. The transcript has 18 exons. The record is from RefSeq and is a predicted model, not a curated record. Gene Ontology annotation, molecular function: calcium ion binding. Lineage: Eukaryota; Metazoa; Chordata; Actinopteri; Syngnathiformes; Syngnathidae.